Hevea brasiliensis (rubber tree) is the source of this 2073-nucleotide messenger RNA. Its product is annotated as E3 ubiquitin-protein ligase XBAT33. The transcript has 10 exons. Gene Ontology annotation, molecular function: protein binding. Lineage: Eukaryota; Viridiplantae; Streptophyta; Magnoliopsida; Malpighiales; Euphorbiaceae. Bases 249 to 1790 code for a protein of 513 amino acids. The record is from RefSeq and is a predicted model, not a curated record.
GUCCCUCUCCCUCUUGUUAUAGAGAAAUAUGAGUUGACACGUCAGCAGCUGAGCUCCACCGUAUUUCCCACUCGGAUUUUCAAUUUUUAUUGGUUGGUGCAAUAUAUCCAGUUGAUUUUGUGAAUUUUUAUUCCACAUUUCCCUUUGCUUUUUUGAAUUUUGUUUCCACGACGGUUCACUCCCUAAAAAAAAAAAAAAAAAAAAAAAAUUGCCUAGAAAGAGAGGGAGGGGGAAGAGAGAGAAGAAAAAUGGGAAAUUCAUUUGGUUGCUCUGCCUCCGGCGAAAGAUUAGUAUCUGCGGCCAGAGAUGGUGAUUUGGUCGAGGCUAAAAUGCUUUUGGAUUGCAAUCCUUGUCUUGCCAAGUACUCUACUUUUGGUGGCCUCAAUUCUCCUCUCCAUUUCGCCGCCGCUAAAGGCCACAACGAGAUUGUUGCUUUGUUGCUUGAGAAUGGAGCUGACGUGAAUUCAAGGAAUUACUGCGGCCAGACGGCAUUAAUGCAAGCUUGUCGGUAUGGACACUGGGAAGUUGUACAGACUCUUCUUCUCUUUAGAUGCAAUGUUACACGAGCGGAUUACCUCAGCGGAAGGACUGCUCUGCAUUUUGCAGCUGUAAAUGGCCAUGCAAGAUGUAUAAGACUAGUUGUUGCUGACUUUGUUCCUAGCGCUCCUUUUGAAGCUAUGCAUUCUCAGACAGAAGCUGACACUGGGGAUGCUUCCAGCAUGAAGAACAAAUUUGACCAGAGUGCGUUGUCCAAGUUUGUCAAUAAGGCAGCUGAUGGUGGUAUCACUGCUCUUCACAUGGCUGCAUUGAAUGGAUAUUUUGAUUGUGUGCAGCUUUUACUUGAUAUUCAUGCAAAUGUGUCAGCCGUGACAUUUCAUUAUGGAACAACAAUGGAUUUGAUAGGAGCUGGAAGCACUCCUUUGCACUAUGCUGCUUGUGGGGGAAAUUUGAAGUCUUGUCAGAUCCUUCUUGCAAGAGGUGCUGGUAGGAUGACAUUAAACUGCAAUGGGUGGCUGCCUGUUGAUGUUGCCAGGAUGUGGGGGCGUCAUUGGCUUGAACCAUUGUUGGCACCAAAUUCUGAUUCCACCAUACCAAGAUUUCCUCACUCUAAUUACUUGUCCUUGCCUCUUUUGAGCGUACUUAACAUAGCAAGAGAGUAUGGGAUGCAGUGUUUGACGUCCUCCUCUGAUGACCCUGAUAUUUGUGCUGUUUGCCUAGAGAGAGCAUGUAAUAUAGCUGCUGAAGGUUGCGGGCAUGAGCUUUGCGUAAGAUGUGCUCUGUAUCUUUGCUCAACAAGCAACAUUCCUUCUGAAAUGGUGGGCCCACCUGGCUCCAUUCCAUGUCCUCUUUGCAGGCAUAGCAUUGUAUCUUUUGUUAAAUUGCCUGGUUCCCCAGCAAAAGAAAUGAAACUUCCUUUGUCCCUUGGCCUCUGUACCCCAUGCAUGCUUCACUCUCGUGAUACAGAUGGGCAAUCUCCAGCAUGUGUGCCAGAGAUCCGAAAGAAUCGCGUGGCAUCAGUUUCUUCUGAUUUUAUCUGUCCGGUUACUUGUAGUCCAUUUCCUUCUGUUGCAAUCCCUUUAUGCACCUGCAAUGAUGGCCCGUGUCCAUCUUUUGAACCUGGAACUGUAGAAAAUCAAGAUGAAUACCCUCGUCGUUCACAAACAUCAUCUGUAGAUCAGGAUAAAAUUGAAGGGCCGAGACUAGAGAAAACAACCUGUUCAGGGAUUGUGUUUUGGGGCAGAAGAAGUUGCAGCAGAGAGCAUCAGUGCAAUUCAGAAAUAAAUGCAUGAUUACUUCUUCAGGGUGUGGAUUAUGUAAGAUUGAAUAUUUCAUUCACAAUUGUGUUCAAGGUGGUGAUAUUUGGUCAUACUGGUCUCAAACACUUGAAUUUUUCAAAAUCCAUGUUUGCUUCCAGUUUUUGUUUUGGCCAGCUACAUGGUAAAGGAUUUGGUUUACAAAAAACCGUAUGGUUUAGAUGUCUUCAUAAAAUAUUUGGUGCGUUGUAAAAAUUGUAUGGGAGGUUCUAUAGAUUGAUUGUAAUUGAAUGUCAUCAAAGAUCAGACUUUUAUGUUC